This is a messenger RNA of Scophthalmus maximus (turbot), 2132 nucleotides long. It is a transcript of the gene pou2f3, whose product is annotated as POU class 2 homeobox 3. Gene Ontology annotation, biological process: regulation of transcription by RNA polymerase II. Bases 271 to 1479 code for a protein of 402 amino acids. Lineage: Eukaryota; Metazoa; Chordata; Actinopteri; Pleuronectiformes; Scophthalmidae. The transcript is spliced from 12 exons. Gene Ontology annotation, molecular function: RNA polymerase II cis-regulatory region sequence-specific DNA binding; DNA-binding transcription factor activity, RNA polymerase II-specific. The record is from RefSeq and is a predicted model, not a curated record. Gene Ontology annotation, cellular component: nucleus.
CGCGCUGAGUUUUAAUGAGAGUCUACCUGCUGUGUGGUUAUUCUAUACAGAGAUGACUGUGGUAGUGCUUUAUGGGAAUAUCUGCCUUGCUUAUGAAUAUUACAACUAGGAUUCACACAGGAGCGUGUGCAGUUUGUGUGGUGGGGUGGAGAGGAGGGCACAUUAGAUAAACUCAAGAUCAUUUUCCUGGGUGGCCUGAGUGCUUCAUUGUCCCGGUGAAGUGACUAUCCAGUAGGAAAAUCAGUUAUAUUUAUCAUUACAGAUAUUAAGAUGAGCGCCGACACGUUGGAACAGUCGGAGGCUUCAGCGGAACAGGCAGAGCAAAACGGAAUCGACUUCAAUCGACAGAUAAAGACAGAGAACAUCAACGACUCACCUCACUUAGCCUCCACUCUGAAGACAUGUCACCUGACACAGGGCUCUCCGCUGCCAGGGGGUCAGAUGCAUGGGGAGCUCGCCUCCUUCCACACCAUGCAGCAGCUGGUUCUGAUGCCGCAGUCUCACCUGCCGUCUCACCUGCCGUCUCCCUCCUCUUUCCUCCUCUCACAGAGCCCCAACGGCCACCAAGCUGUUCUGCAGCAGAACCUGCUGUCCCUCCCCAGCCACAGUCAGGCCAGUCUUCUUCAACAUCAACCUGGACUGGCUCUUACUCCACAGGCUAUGAGUCGCUCUGGUCUGGCAGGAGCAUCUAUGGAGAACCACAUGGACAUGUCGCACCUGCAGAUGCCCAAACACAUGUCAGUGCCACCACAGGAAGAACCCAGUGACCUGGAGGAACUGGAACAGUUUGCGAAGGCAUUCAAACAAAGACGCAUCAAACUGGGCUUCACUCAGGGAGAUGUGGGCCUUGCCAUGGGAAAACUGUACGGGAAUGAUUUCAGCCAGACCACAAUAUCUCGCUUCGAGGCUCUCAACCUGAGCUUCAAAAACAUGUGCAAGCUCAAGCCUCUGCUGGAGAAAUGGCUGUGUGACGCAGAGAACUCACCCGCUGACUCGAAGAGUAAUCCCACCUCUCUGCCACCACUGAUUGAGGGCUACGGUCGCAAACGGAAAAAGAGGACAAGCAUUGAAACGAACAUCAAGCUGACUCUGGAGAAACGUUUCCAUGACAACCCUAAGCCCAACUCUGAGGAGAUCACCCUGAUCUCCGAGCAGCUGUCCAUGGAGAAAGAGGUGGUUCGAGUGUGGUUCUGUAAUCGGCGUCAGAAGGAGAAGAGGAUCUACUGCCCGGUGGCCAGUUUACCUGUCAAAUCACACAGCUACAACUCCAGAAUGGUAUCGGCAGCCAGGUCCUACAGCCCACUGACGUCAGGCGGAGUUUCAUCAAAUUCAUCUCCGAACAGUGUGAGCCGUGAAGCUUCCCCCAACAGCCUGUCCGUGGUCUCAGCAUCUUUAACAUCUCAGGCCAACGCAGCUUCCUACAGCACACCAGGCUCCUGGUACCGCACUUGGAAUCCUGCUGCAUAUCAUCACUGUUAAACACGAACAGUUUCAUGUGAAUUUUUUCAAGAUUGUUUUGUUUGUUUGUUUGGUUGUUUUUUUGUUGUACACCGAAGAUGUGACGAAGUAACACAAUAUCCCUGUUAUAAACGGGGUUACGACUUCAGGCUUAAACCGUAGACGGACCUAUUGAGGCAAAGCAGCGCAAGCAGAGAAGUGCAACACGUCUGUCAACACUGGAGCUCAAAAUCAUGCCAAUGACCUCGAGCUGUUUGAUUUGUGUCCAUGUGACUCUUUACUUAGAUCCGCCGCAAAGAUGAAGAAAAGACCAAAAAAAACCAAAACACAUAAUGACAUUUUUAUGUAAACACAUGGGAAUUCUCCCGUUCGGGCCUGUAUACCUGCUUAUGGCUAAAAAUGUUCAAGUCAAGACUCAAUUAAUCAGUUUGAAUGUAGAAGGAUUCGGGUCCAGAUUCACAGAGAUAACGUGCCAAUAUCUUUCUUACGCCGUUGUUGCUGUUAGGAUGUGUUUUUCUAUGUUCAUAAUGAAGUUUGUGUUCAUGAAUUCGAUGCAAUCCUAUCCAGCGAACUGCAAGCCUGUCUAAAUAUAUAUGCAGUCAACACAAAGGGAUUUCAUAGAUUUUCAAACUGUUCGAGAAUGGUGUGAAAGAAAAAGUUUUAACAACCUUCAA